This is a messenger RNA of Miniopterus natalensis, 2453 nucleotides long. It is a transcript of the gene EED, whose product is annotated as embryonic ectoderm development. NCBI's taxonomy places the organism in Eukaryota, Metazoa, Chordata, Mammalia, Chiroptera, Miniopteridae. The record is from RefSeq and is a predicted model, not a curated record. Gene Ontology annotation, molecular function: protein binding.
CUUUGGCACCCACCCAGAGCGAGGGAAACCCGACGACGACUACCUGGUUCAGAGAACAGGACUUCGAAGAGGAGGGGCUUGGAGGAGGCGGGGCCAAAGGACCGAGCGCGAGAAGACGCCCCGGCGCAGGCGUACUUCUUAGCCGGUAACUUCCAUUUGCUAGAUGGGGGAGGCAAGUGGAAAGCAGUCCACAGUUUUUGAAUUUCUGUUCUUAACCAAAAAUAAAAUUGUGAACAGUAGCGUGAAUAACUUGAGAGCCUUAUCCUCCGAGUUCAAAAUGAAGAACAUUUGGCAUCCACCGCUAAUGCAAGAGGUUGCUUCUCGCAUCUUCCCCGUCCCCUGGGACAUCGGUGGUCUAGUCCAUUCCACAGACUUUCGAGUCCUUGCAGCGGGUCGGUGAACGUAGGAUUGGGCCAAUUGCGACUGAAAGGUCUUUGGAAGGAAGGAGGGGGUGCGGGAGCAUCCCUUUGAGUUCCGCCUCUCCUUUUUCAAGACGGUGGUGGGGAAGGGCGACGUACGAAAUACUGCCCUCGAAAGCCUGCGGAUCCCACCUCUCCGUGCAAACUGCCCGGAGGGCGGCGGGAAAAGGGCAAGACGGGAGCAGGGAGAGGGAAGGAGCCAGGAAGCCGCGCGGGCGCGCGCGCGCGCCCCUUUUUCAGCAGUGUGGCGGGGUCGCACGCACGCCCGCCUCGGCGGCUGGGCGCGGUUUGCGACAGUGGGGGAAGCGGUGGAGGUGGCGGCGGCAGUGGCAACUUUGCGGCAAGCUCUGGCCGGGCUUGCUUGACGGCGGUGUGGCGGAGGCCCCGCCCUAGGCGGCAGGAACCUGGAGGGAGGCGGAGGAAUAUGUCCGAGAGGGAAGUGUCGACAGCCCCGGCGGGAACAGACAUGCCUGCGGCCAAGAAGCAGAAGCUGAGCAGCGAUGAGAACAGCAACCCGGACCUCUCAGGAGACGAGAAUGAUGAUGCUGUCAGUAUAGAAAGUGGCACAAACACUGAACGCCCUGAUACACCUACAAAUACACCAAAUGCGCCUGGAAGGAAAAGCUGGGGGAAGGGAAAAUGGAAAUCAAAGAAAUGCAAAUAUUCUUUCAAAUGUGUAAAUAGUCUCAAGGAAGAUCAUAAUCAACCAUUGUUUGGAGUUCAGUUUAACUGGCACAGUAAAGAAGGAGAUCCACUAGUAUUUGCAACUGUAGGAAGCAACAGAGUUACUUUAUAUGAAUGUCACUCACAAGGAGAAAUCCGGCUAUUGCAAUCCUAUGUGGAUGCUGAUGCUGAUGAAAACUUUUACACUUGUGCGUGGACAUAUGAUAGCAAUACAAGCCACCCUCUGCUGGCUGUGGCUGGAUCUAGAGGCAUAAUUAGGAUAAUUAAUCCCAUAACAAUGCAGUGCAUAAAGCACUAUGUUGGGCAUGGAAAUGCUAUCAAUGAGCUGAAAUUCCACCCAAGAGACCCAAAUCUUCUCCUGUCAGUAAGUAAAGAUCAUGCUUUACGAUUAUGGAAUAUCCAAACAGACACUCUGGUGGCAAUAUUUGGAGGUGUCGAAGGGCACAGAGAUGAAGUUUUAAGUGCUGAUUAUGAUCUUUUGGGUGAAAAAAUAAUGUCCUGUGGUAUGGAUCACUCUCUUAAACUUUGGAGGAUUAAUUCAAAGAGAAUGAUUAAUGCAAUUAAGGAAUCUUAUGAUUAUAACCCAAAUAAAACUAACAGGCCAUUUAUUUCUCAGAAAAUUCACUUUCCUGACUUUUCUACCAGAGACAUACAUAGGAAUUAUGUUGAUUGUGUGCGAUGGUUAGGUGACUUGAUACUUUCCAAGUCUUGUGAAAACGCCAUUGUGUGCUGGAAACCUGGCAAAAUGGAAGAUGAUAUAGAUAAAAUUAAGCCCAGUGAGUCUAAUGUGACUAUUCUUGGGCGAUUUGAUUACAGCCAGUGUGACAUUUGGUACAUGAGGUUUUCUAUGGAUUUCUGGCAAAAGAUGCUUGCAUUGGGCAAUCAGGUUGGCAAACUUUAUGUUUGGGAUUUAGAAGUAGAAGAUCCUCAUAAAGCCAAAUGUACAACACUGACUCAUCAAAAAUGUGCCACUGCUAUUCGACAAACCAGUUUUAGCAGGGAUAGCAGCAUUCUUAUAGCUGUUUGUGAUGAUGCCAGUAUUUGGCGAUGGGACCGACUGCGAUAAAAUACUUUUCCUAAUCCAAUUAGAGUGUGUUUUCUGUGUACAAUAGAAUUAAUGUAUCUUGCUAGUAAGGGCACAUAGAGCAUUUAGAGUUGUCUUUCAGCAUUCAAUCAGGCUGAGCUGAAUGUAGUGAUGUUUACAUUGUUUACACUCUUUGUACUGUCUCCUGCUCAGACUCUACUGCUUUUAAUAAAAAUUUAUUUUUAUAAAGCCACGUGUUAUUUUAUUUUUAUUGUGAUGAAAAGAAAUGUUGAAAGUAAUAAAAUUAUGCCUUAUCUUUUUGUAAC